Molecule: messenger RNA, 8457 nt
Organism: Synchiropus splendidus (mandarinfish)
Lineage: Eukaryota; Metazoa; Chordata; Actinopteri; Syngnathiformes; Callionymidae
Gene: lrrk2
Product: leucine-rich repeat kinase 2
Exons: 52
Coding region: 568-8181 (2537 amino acids)
Biological process (GO): protein phosphorylation
Molecular function (GO): ATP binding; protein kinase activity; GTP binding
Source: RefSeq, a predicted model, not a curated record
AGACACCAAGGAUGAAGUCGUUCUGCUAGCAUAUGAACGACGCUGACAACAUGUGUAAAUGUAAUUUUAAAAGAGAAAAAGACAGUCUCACACGUAGCCGUGUGGCAGUGCUCCUAAGCCUGUGGACGGCACCGCGUCGCUAUGUUGUCAAGUUUCUUUCCCAGCGGCAAACAGGAAGUUUUUUUUAUAUGACGCCAGUCAUGUGAUGCAUCUCAAAGAAGGAGGAGCGCGUCGGUGAGGGUCGAGUCGCGUGUAGGCGCUGAGAAAAGAUCAAAACGAAGAAAAGGGAAGGGAGAAACAUGCUUCUUUUCUCCUCACAAGUUUCCAGUCUUGGACGGGGCUGUCAACACCAGGACCGGAUGUAGCGCCCGACGUUGCCUGGCAGACACUUCGAUGAUCUAGUCUUUCUCGAAUGACACUUGAGUUACACUCCGUAGCGUGUUUUUUGUUUUGAUAAUGCAGACAGCGGCACUUUACUUUCUCCCCCACAUGCUCCAACGUGGACGUUGGGCUCGCUGAAGGACUGAGGCGGCCCAAGUUGAUGGUGUUAGCAUCCCGGUUGACAUCAUGGUGGACCAAGAGGAGCUGGAGGAAAGAUUGGGGAAACUGCUUGUGAGGCUGAAAACCCCCAAAGAGGACAGACCACUCAACACCCUCAUUCAAAUCAUCCACGACCUGAUUUUCCUGGCUCAUACAGACCACGCUGAGGAAUUGUUUGCUGACAAAAAUGUCCACGACCCACUGAUACGGGCGCUAUCAUCAUACAGCAGCAGUAAAGGAGUCCAACAGGCAGGCUGGUCGCUGCUAUGUCAACUGAUAGAACUGUGCCCCGGCUUGCUGGAUCAGCUGACCAAACCUUUGCAAGAGGGGAAAGAGUGGGACGUACUGGGAGUUCACCAACAGAUUCUGAAGGCUCUGUCCCAGUUCAGCAGUGACAGUAAAGUGGUGAUGGUGGGACUGCGAGCUCUUGCUCUUUUACUUCACUCAGACACUAUAGUUCUUCGGGUGCUGGAGGAAGAGGACGUGGAUGUGUUUGGUCUGGUGGUGCAGGCAAUGAAAACCUUUUCCUCCAGUGAGGAAGUUCAGCUGCAAGGAUGUCGGGCUUUGCAGUUGCUCGUCGAGAGAGUGAGCGAUGAGCACCUGGUGGAGUUUGUGGAGAACCAGGACCAUGUUGCAGUUCUUUCAGCAAUGCAGAGGUUCCUGGACAAUCCUCUUCUUGUCCUUCAGGCCAUGAAAGUGCUGCUCCCUCUGGCUCAUCCUAGCAGUAAUGUUGAGAUUCUAAUGUCUGGUGGUACUCGGUGCUACAGUUUGCUAAUCGCAGCAGUGGAUGCCUUCCCAGAGGAGGAGGAGCUACAGGAGACAGCUUGCUGCCUUUUCAGAUGCUUCACCUCAGAAAGCUACUACAGCAUCCUUGUACUGAACGGUGUUCAGAGAGUUGCUGUGAGAGCUUGUGAGGGCUUCCCAAACAACGCAACGCUGCAGGCUGCUGCUCUCUCCUGCCUGGCCGAUCUCACUGCAACAAUGGUACAAAACAAAGCUGUGGCUGAACAAGGUCUGGAAGAAGGAGAGGAGGAGGAGAACAGGGGCAGAGAGGAGGUGGUUGACAUGGGCCUCAGCUGGAUGGCAGCUUGUUCUGCAGCACUGGACCUGCAUGCUGCUGAUCCAGCAGUUCAGGAGGCUGCAAGUUGGGCCAUCCACAGUCUUUUGCUGCAUGGUGCCAUGGUACAUGAUUCAGUAGAGGGCCAAGACAACAGGACUCCUGUCCACAGGCAGUUGAUGGCUGCAAUGCUUCUACACUCCUCUUCCCCGCAAGUAUUUAAAGCUGCUACCAGUGCCAUUGCAACACUUCUCACACACAACGGUAAAAUGCAGUCUCUGCUGCUGUCAAGUGGUCUCCAUGUCAACCUGGUGGAGAUGAUGAAGAGACAUCCAACUUCUGUUGAAGUGUGCAUUGGUGGCUGCAGACUGCUCAAGCUACUCUUCCAGGGGCGGUCUGCAAGCCUUGAUGAGCUUAUCAUGACCAUGAGUCAGAUCUUGAAUGUCAUGAAAGUUCACAACUUUCAGCUCGAGGUACAGUUGGAGGCACUGCAGGCCAGCCUGGUCUUCCUCUGCCCAGACAGGAGUUUACACGAGCACGGUGUCUCAGUGGCGGACCCUGAAAUGGCUGAUGUCUCCCUCCGGGUCCUCAAGAACCAGUGUGUUUUGGAAGGGGCUCACACGGUAUACUUGGAGGUUUUGAACAGGUUCAUCAGCAGUCCAAUGAUCCAAAAGUUUGGGAUGAAGGUUCUGUCCUCUCUGGCUGACUGCUCUGGUGCUGUGGAUCUUCUGUGCCAGCAGGGGGCCAUAGACACUGUGCUUCAUACGCUACAGAUGUUUCCAAAGGAGAGGGAGAUCCAUUACUGGGGUCUCAUUCUUCUUCAUUAUCUCGUAACCAAGAAGAAACUGUCUCGCAUGAUUGUGCCUGUAUUGGCUUCCAUUGUGGUGGAGCUGCUCGUGCAGUACAAGGAAGAUACUGAGAUGCUUCUGAAGUGUUUCCAGGUAGCUUUGCGGAUGCUGGAUGCCUGCUCAGGAGCUGCUGCUGAACUGCACAGAGAAGACUUUGAUCGCCACAUUUUCUUCCACCUCAGAGGGAACAAUCUGGAUCAGAGCAAAAAUCGGUUGCGUAUGACUGUCGGCUUGGCUCUGUCCAAAAUGUGGAGUAACUGUGAGCUACGCUACAGCAUGCUAGAAAAGGCCUGCGAAGACGGGGACACUAUGAUGGCUGAAUGUCUGAUUGAGAUGGGGGCCGACGUCAACAAGAAGACUAAGGCAGAAUCUCUCAUCUAUCAGGUGUGUGAGCGAGGAGGGCCACUAGAACUUGUGGAACUACUGCUCAGCCAGGGAACCCAUGAGCAGCACCUCCGCAGGGCUUUGGCCGUGAGUGUGAAGAGGGGAGACGGGCCAACUGUCAUUCAACUGCUGGCUCGUCUUGGUCUGGAUCUCAAUAAUGGUGCUCUGUGCCUGGGGGGUUUCCGGUUAAGCCGACUGGAGGCGACCUGGUUGAGCCCACUGCUCGCAGAGCGAGGCCGAGCUUACAGUCUACGCUGUGGUUCUAGUAAGGGUUCAAGUCUGGCCAGAUACAUCCAGUCUUGCCAGAGGUCCAAGAGUUUCAGCAGUCCUCUCAGGUGUCUGACUGACCCAUAUCUAACCUCUGGCUACAUUUCUGACGGGAGUGACGACUCCAGCUUCAGCUUUGUCUCCAUGGAUGACCGCAUGUUGGAUGACAUGGAGAGCGAUGGUAGCGACUCAAUUGCAGGUGCUCUGUCUCCGAAGCCACUCAACAAGUCGUCAGAGGAGCUGCGGGGCGGCUCUGUGAACAGGAAUCAGGGGCGCCGCCGACAUGCCAGUGCAGAGAGUGGCCAGACAGAGAAAGAACACAAUGAUCUGGUUCACAGGAGAUACAGCAGGAACAACUCUAAAUUGCUGGGGUCACUGGAGGUCUCUGCCGCUCUGUCCAAAGAUAAGGAGCGAAUCCGUCUGUUGGACCUGUCAGGAAAUGAGCUGGAAUCUCUGUCCUGCCUGAUGGACGACGGCUUUGUCCUGCAUCAGCUGAGACAUUUGCUACGCCUUGACCUGAGCCACAACAACUUGUUGGAGUUCCCUUCUGCUCUCUGUGAGAGUUUGAAUAGUCUGACCCGCUUGGACCUGCAAGGGAACAAGCUGCGCUCUCUACCAGUGGAGCUGCUUGCUCUCCCUUCGCUGAGCAUCCUCAAUGUCUCCCGAAACUGUGUCGGACCGGUGCUGAGCUUUGACCCCGCUGUCACAUGUGCUUCGAUGAGACAAGUUAACUUGUCUUUUAACAAAAUCACCAUGUUUCCUCAAGACCUGGGCUCCGCCAUGAAUCACCUGGAGGAGCUGGUGUUGGAAGGUAACUGCAUUACGGAGCUCUCCGCUCCUCCAUCUCUGCCUGAGGUCAAACUGCUGGAUGUGAGCAAGAACUGUGUGGAGACUAUCGCUCCAGACUUCUUGACUGGCUGCCCCAAAUUAGAAAUCUUCAACGCCUCCACGAACCACAUAAGUUCUCUAUCCCAUCUUCCUUCAAGAGUUGCAACCCUAAAACUAGCAAACAACAGCUUCACCUACAUCUCAGCAGCAGUACUUGAUCUCCCAAAUGUGCGGUCCGUUGAUAUGAGAAACAAUAACAUCGCAGUCCUUCCUGGUCCUGCCUUCUGGGCGUCCAGCAAUCUUCGAGAACUGAUGUUCAGUCAGAACUGCAUCACCUCUAUGGAUCUGAAUGGACCCAUCUACAAGUGGGCCAAACUGGAAAAACUCCACCUGAGUGGCAACAAGCUGACAGAGAUCCCUUCGCAGAUUGGUCUGUUGGAAGCGCUGACAUCUCUGGAUUUCAGCCACAACUCUGGCUUAAAAUCAUUCCCUGAUGAGAUGGGAAAACUGGCAAGACUUUGGGACCUGCCUCUUGAUGGUCUUCGACUCCAACUAGAUCUGAAACUGAUUGGCAGCAAAACUAAAGACAUAGUCCGGUUUCUCCAGCAGCGGCUGAAGAAAGCAGUGCCUUAUUAUCGGAUGAAGGUCAUUGUGGUGGGGAAUGCCAGCAGCGGGAAGACCACCUUGAUGCAGCAGCUGAUGAAGCUCAAACGCUCCCAGAUCAACUCUAAGCAAACAGCAGUUGGCAUCGAAGUCCGUGACUGGACCAUUAGGGAAAGGGACAAGAAGAAGAUGGUGUUGAACGUCUGGGACUUCUCAGGUGAUGCAGAGUUAAGUGGCUCUCAUCCACACUUCAUGACAUGCAAAGCUCUCUACCUGGUUGUGCACAACCUGAGUCAAGGAGCUGCUCAGGUGGAGGAUCUGAAACCCUGGCUCUUUAACAUCAAGGCAGUAGCUCCUCAGGCACCUGUCAUUCUAGUGGGGACACAUGCAGACGUAUGUGAGGACUUCCAGCUUCAGGCAUGCUUGAAGAAGAUCCGUGAGGAGCUGCUGAACCACCAGGGCUUCCCGACCAUCAAGGACUACCACAUGGUCUCUGUCUUUGAUGACUCUGAUGCACUAGCCAAACUGCGCAAAGCUAUAGUCAGGGAAGCCACCAGCUUCAAGAUCCAAGGUCAGCCAGUGGUAGGUCAGCUGGUCCCAGACAGCUACGUGGAGCUGGAGCGCCGAUUUCUGCAAGAGAGAAGCCGAGUUGACCCGGAGUUCCCCGUGUUGCGGCACCAGGAGGUUCUACAGCUGGUCCAGGAGAGUCAGCUGCAGCUGGAGGAAGCUGAACUGUCGCAUGCUGUAGACUUCCUCAGUGAAGCAGGAAUUUUGCUUCAUUUUGAUGAUCCAGCACUGCAGCUACAGGAUCUUUACUUCAUCGAUCCACAGUGGCUCUGUAAUGUUAUCACGCAGAAACUUACUUUUAAGAGCUCUGGUCUUCGGGAGCAUCCUAGUGGAGUUGUUCAGCGCUCUGCAGUGGAAAAGUUCUUGUUUGAGUCCAGAUGUUUCCCUAAAAGCCACAUGAUGCAGUUCUUCAAACUCCUGGAGAAGUUCCAGAUCGCUCUGCCUUCUGGUGAAGACCAGCUGCUUGUGCCCAGCAGUUUAUCUGAUCAGCGACCAGCGAUCGAGCUGCCUCACUGUGAGAACUCUGAGCUCAUCGUACGUCUCUAUGAGAUGCCGUACUUCCCUAUGGACUACUGGUCCAGGCAGAUAGGGCGCCUGCUGGAGGUCUCCUCAUAUUUGCUUUAUGGAAGAGAGAAAGCAACAAGACCUAACCGGAUCUAUUGGAGACGCGGUGUCUACCUCAGCUGGUCGACUGAGGCGUACACUCUGGUGGAGGCAGCCUCUCUGGAGGAGCAGCCCUCCAGCUUUGUCAGGAUCACAGUGCCUUCUUCACGAAAGGGGCGGGUACUGUUGGGUCAGGUGUUGGAUCACAUCGACUCACUACUGGAGGAAUGGUUCCCGGGCCUCCUGAACACAGACAUGCAUGGCAGUGGAGAGUCUCUGCUGAAGAAGUGGGCUCUUUACAGCUACCAGGAUGGACAGGAGUGCAGCAAGAUCUCGCUGGAGGAACUCUUCAACUAUUUCGACAAAGAUUUCUUGCUGGAGGACAAAGAGGACCCGAGGAACAAACUCCCCAUCUCUCAGAUUGCUCCUGACCUGGUUUUAAGUGACCAACCGGCAGCCACGAUACUGGACAAUGAAGAGCUACAUGUGGACCUGUCGAAAGAGAACCGUCUUGGGGGUGGCGGCUUUGGGACCGUCUACCGAGGGAUCUACAAAGACGAGGAAGUUGCCGUAAAGGUAUUCAACAAGCACGCGUCCGAACUUUACACCCACAGACUCUUGAGACAGGAGUUAGCGGUGUUGGGUCGCCUCCGACACCCAAGCCUGGUUGGCCUGCUGGCGACCGGUCCAGCUCCUCACGUCCUGGUCAUGGAGCUGGCUCUCCGUGGUUCUCUGGACUCCCUGUUUGAACAUGAGAAUGGCAGCCUGAACAGGAAGCUGCAGCACCGGAUUGCCCUGCAUGUAGCUGAUGGACUCAGGUACCUGCACUCCUGCAUGAUCAUCUACCGGGACCUCAAACCCCACAACGUGCUUCUGUUCAACCUGAAGACCAGUUCGGAAAUCAUCGCCAAGAUCACGGACUACGGUAUUGCUCAGUACUGCUGCAGCAUGGGAGUCAGGAGUGCAGAAGGAACACCAGGCUUUCGUGCACCAGAGGUCGCCAGAGGAAACAUCAUCUACAACCAACAGGCUGAUGUGUUUUCUUUCGGCCUCCUUCUCUACGACCUGCUGACUUGUGGCGAGCGCAUCUUUGACGGCAUGAAGUUCCCCAGUGAGUUUGAUGAGGUGGCUGUGCAAGGCAAACUUCCAGAUCCAGUCCAACACUACGGUUGCUCUCCCUGGCCGGGUUUCCAGACUCUGAUGAAGGACUGUCUGAGGGAGUGUCCUCAGGAUCGACCCACAUCUGCUCAGGUGUUUGAUCGGCUGAAUUCAGGGGAGAUGCUGUGCUUGAUGAGGGAGCUGGUGGUUCCCAGGUUGUUCAGUGCCGAGUGCUUCACGGUAGGUACUGGGAACAGCGACGCUGUGGCUGGGUCGGGCCACAAAGCCUGGCUGGGAGGCGGCAGCAGCACCCAGAGGAAAGGCAGCAUCACCGCAGUGGACCUGAACACGAGCUGCACCACCUCGCAGGAAGUUGACCUCAGUCCAGUCCUGUGUCUUGUAGCUGUCCAAAUCCCAGGUGAGGCAUGUGAUUGGCUGGUUGCGGGAACCCAGUCUGGGUCACUGGUGGUGGUCAGCACACAGGACAUGUCUACAUGGCACCACCUUCAGAGUGUUUCGGACGCCGUCACUUCGCUUUUCUUCCAUGUACAACCUCGCCGCACCCAGAGAAAAAAUUAUUUGCUAGUCGGGACUGCAAACGGAAUUCUGACGGUCUAUGAGGACUCCGUUCUCAAGCAGGAGGAUGGCCAGCCGGUCAAAACUGUCUCUGUUGGAACCGUCAACACUCCAGUCAUGUGUCUUGGACAGUCCCUGUACGCACUGGACAGUCGAUCUGUUUGGGCCGGCUGCGGAACCAAGAUCCUGAGCUUUGCAGCCGACUACGAUGUUUGCAAAACCAUCGACACGAGACCCAACCUUAUCUUCCAGCAGCAGCACUCGCUGGCAGGAGAGGCCAGUGUCUACAGAAUGGUGGUGGAUAAACAUGUGUACUUGAGUAAAACUGGAACUGCGACUGUGGAAGUCUGGGACAAGAAGAGUGAGAGGAUGGUGGACUCCAUCAACUGUGCACAAAUCAUCAGGCGUGACUCUCAGGGCAGCAGAUUGGACGUUCGAGCCGAAGCGUCUCCGCCCUGGGCGCGGGUCAAGGCCCUGCUGGUGCAGGGGGCUGCAACUCUUUGGAUUGGCACUAGAGGGGGCUACCUGCUCUUGCUGGAGCUCUCCAAGCACCAGCCUGUGCAGGUCAUCAAUCCUCGGUGUAGCUCUGUCCGCUGCAUCGCCUCUGCUCUGAUCGAAUCACUGAACUGGAAGAACGUGGUUCUUGUGCUCGGCAGACGACUCCCACAAGAGAAGAGUCAGUCUGACGAGGAGUCAGUGCUGAUGGUGUGGAACAGCUUGCUGCCAAUGGAGGUCAAGGACCUGAGCAAACACUGUGGGAAGAGAGAGCAGAUCGCCUGCAGAAUGAGAGAGCAGCUCCACCUGGACUGAGACUGCAGGUCUCUGAUGGAAAAGAGAUGUGUGGACUCCAGCCGCUGUUGCCAGAGCUGAAGCAGCAAGGUUCUCCUCCUCGACCCUGAGGUGACACGUUGCCAAGACUUGUAAAAAGGGACAGAGCCACUUGACUCCACUCAUCAAGCGUUUACGGUGGAAUGAAGAAACUGGAAAUGAAGCCAAAGGAAUCAAAGCCUGACUCAGUGUUUUUCACGCUCGUGCUGCCAUUUGUACUUGUGUCAUGUUUGUGCUCAUGAUUAAAAGCUAUUUAUA